GACCUACAACGAGAGGAUUGUCAACGGGCAGAACGCUGUGCCCGGCUCAUGGCCGUGGCAGGUGUCCCUGCAGGUACAGCACCAUCCCGCUCCUGGGCACUGCUAUGGCCAGCCGAGUGCCACUGUCGGGCACCAUGGGGACCUCUGCCUGUCCCCAGCUUGGGGGUGUUCAGCCCGCCCAGCCCCAGCUCUUCUCUCUUCCCUCCCCAGACCCGCACAGGAUCCCACUUCUGCGGUGGCUCCUUGAUCAGCCAGUACUGGGUCGUCACAGCUGCCCACUGCAACUUCGACCCGCGCAACCACGUUGUCGUCCUCGGGGAAUAUAGCCUUGCUUCCAACGCUGAGGCCGUUCAAGUGAAGACCGUGUCCAGGGCCAUCACCAACCCCGGCUGGAACCCCUACACCAUGAACAACGACAUCACCCUGCUGAGGCUGUCCACACCCGCCCAGCUGAGCUCCCGUGUGUCCACCAUCUGCCUGGCCCCUGCCAACCUGGUCCUGCCCAACAAUGCCCGUGCUGUCACCACCGGCUGGGGACGCACCAACCCCAACUCCCAAGCCUUGGCAGCAGUUCUGCAGCAGGUGACUGUGCCCCUGAUCCCCCAGAACCAGUGCAUGCAGUACUGGGGCAAUAAAAUCACCAGUGCCAUGAUCUGUGCCGGUGGGGCUGGUGCCACCUCUUGCCAGGGUGACUCUGGUGGACCUCUGGUGUACCAGACUGGGAAUGGCUGGAUCUUGAUUGGCAUUGUCUCCUGGGGAACCUCCAACUGCAACAUCAACACGCCGGCCAUAUACACUCGGGUCAGCCAGUUCCGUAACUGGGUCGACACCAUCGUUGCUCAGGGAUAAAGCUGCUGCCAGUGUGAUCCCUUCACUGGGAUUAAUAAAGCAUCAGCAUUUGCUUGUACCAAGUACUGCCUCUGGCUCCCUUCUUCUCACAAUGCAGGGCAGGGUGAAAGACACAUGGAGGAGCCUGGGGCACCCCAUGCUUCUGUCCUGAACCCCAGCACUUCCCAGAGCUGGAGCUGGUGCCCACCUGGGACACAGGGGGAACUACCAAACUAGGACAGGAUGCUCAGGCAGAGGGGGAGCAGGGCUGGCUGUGGCUCAAGGGCUACUCAGGGAGUCUUCAAGCACACCCUGGCACCAGCCUAGGUAGUGCUGAAGGUUGGAAGAACGGUCCUCCCACUGACCCAGGUGCGAGGUGCCACCAGGGACGGGACUGUGGAGCUGCAGCUCUGCACCACAAAGCACUGCUCAGCUGGCAGUGAAAGGUGGGUGUUGGGUACACAGGAUCCUGAAGGAUCCCUGCAUGCAGUUUAAAGCCAUGAUUUGUGUAGCAGCUGGGAGCACAGAACUGGAAGGGAGAAUUGCCAUGGGCAGCUCCAGCUCUUGGGGAAGGUGGGAGAGGAUAGCUGGAGAACAGCACGCUGCUUCACGCCUGCAGAUCUGCCAGGUAAUGGCAGGAAACUGAAGGCCAUUGCAAAGGAAAAUGUGAAGCUGAAAACAAAUUUCAAGGCCAGGUGACAGGCUUUCACUCAAAUGGGUUCUUGAGACAAUAGCUGGUGGAAAAAAAAAAGCCUUGUGUGACAUGGGAGUAGCAAGAUACAUGCUCAAUGAAUUACAAUCUGGUUCUCAAAACAGAGCUGGUGAUAAGGCACUGUGGAGAGAAGAAGCAGGAUCAGACUGUCCCAAAAUGAAAUGUGGGGUUUAGUUUUCCUUACCAGUGAACUGAAGGUGAUAUAACACCUUCACUGUGUGAAUCACAGCCCCCAAAAUGUAAUUGCUCUAUUAAGCAGAGUGUGACACUACACAGGGACACACUGAUGGGAAGGGGUAUGGAACAUCAAUGGAGGGCAAACACAAAUAGUCUGGCCCACAUGACUGAGUUUAAAUAAAAAUCUGUUCAAGUAAAGCCUAGGGCUAACAAAUUUUAGUUUGGCUGGGAAAGAGUUCCUUUUAUUCAGUGGUCUGCUCUGAAGGGAGCAUCUAACUCACCUUAAAGGCAAAUGAACAACAGAGAUGUGGGGAUGAACCAUGCAGGCAGAGAGAAGUGGUGGCUAUAGGGAACUUCAAACAGGAAUGACCAACUGUAGCACUAUAGGUCAUCUGGUCUGUGUGCUGAGCUGCCUGUCAGCUCUGCCACCCCUGGGAUAGGGUCCUCUGCCCCUGGAAAAUCCUGGAGAGGAGGUGGCUCAAGAGGGGUGUGCAUUGUUAUUACUUGAUAUUACAAGUUUUCCUGCUGGUCCUUAAAAGCUGCUCAGAGCAAAACUGGAGAGGUGAUGAGUGGGUGUGGAGAAAUCAGAGCAUUCCUCUGGCUCAGUCUACAGCCAAAGAAAAAGAAACAGAAUGUCCCAAAGUGCCUGUUCUGCCUCCCAACCAUAUCUUUCAGCAACAGCCUGAGUGCCUGCCUCAUCCAGGGCAUCCCAUGGACAUCCCAGCCCUGCACAAGGUCUCCCUUGGACAGCUCCUGGCCUGGCAGCUGUGGUAAAGAAACCAGCAAACCCUUUGAUGGGCACUUUGGUACCUCUUGCUGUGAU
Poecile atricapillus (Black-capped chickadee) is the source of this 2540-nucleotide messenger RNA. RefSeq names its product chymotrypsin like (gene CTRL). The record is from RefSeq and is a predicted model, not a curated record. Gene Ontology annotation, molecular function: serine-type endopeptidase activity. Gene Ontology annotation, biological process: proteolysis. Bases 49 to 849 code for a protein of 266 amino acids. The transcript has 5 exons. Lineage: Eukaryota; Metazoa; Chordata; Aves; Passeriformes; Paridae.